This is a messenger RNA of Paramecium octaurelia, 683 nucleotides long. The record is from the annotation of a GenBank genome assembly. Lineage: Eukaryota; Ciliophora; Oligohymenophorea; Peniculida; Parameciidae.
CUGCAAGUUAAAAUGUUUAUACUUAACAUGUUCAAGAGUUUGUUGGGUUCUUUAGGACUCUACAAAAAGAAUGCUAAAAUCUUGUUUUUAGGGUAAUUAGAAAAUUCUAAUAUUUUAUUAGACUGGACAACGCAGGAAAGACAACUCUGUUGAGAAGAUUAAAAGAUGAUAGAAUGGUACAACACGACCCAACUUUACAUCCACACGCAGAAGAGUUGGUGUUGGGAAAUGUUAGAUUCAAGGCAUUCGAUUUGGGAGGCCAUUAAGCAGUCAGGAAGACUUGGAAGAACUAUUUUCCAACAGUUGAUGGAAUUAUAUAUCUCGUUGACUCAGCAGACUCAUAGAGAUUGAAGGAAAGUAGGGAUGAGCUGGAAUAAAUAUUAAAUACAGCGGAAUUGGCAAAGGUAUUUAACAUUUAUAUGAUGUUUAGGUUCCAAUAGUAAUAUUGGGUAACAAAAUUGACAAGCCAGGAGCUGUGCCAGAAGAGGAAUUAAGAUAAGCUCUAGGAAUUAAUGUUAAAUAACAAAUUAACAACAAAAACAUUAAGGAGAUUGAUGGAAGACCAGUUGAUGUCUUUAUGUGCAGUGUGGCAAACAGAGUAGGCUACGCUGAAGGAUUUAGAUGGUUAUCAUAAUUUUUAAAUUGAAAUUUAUUCGUAUAUGUAUUUCUUCUUUUCAUAAAAA